AAAAUAUGGCACAUUACUAACCUAAUUACCAAUUAAUUGUUAGUUUAUCUUUGCUUUACAUUCAUCUUUUAUUUUUAUUAUGUACAUCAUCACCUGUUAUUUAUAAAUAAACAGAAUAUAGAACAAACUAUAAUUAUCUUCAGUACAUUUCUACAUGGACUAAACAUAAUUCCAGUAUUAACCAUAAUGAGUCGAAUAUUUACAUAUUACUUUAAAUUAAAAAAAUUCACAUUCAGCCAUUAAAAUCAGAAAUUUUUAUUUCAGAAGACAAACCUGUUUUAUUAAUAAAUUUCAGUGCUAAUAAUGUUAUGCUGUGAGAAGAUAAGUCCAGUAUUUCUAUGAUCAAGAAUUGAAGUUUAAUGAUUGUCAAAUAUAUAGUAUAAAUGAACAAUUACAAGAUGUAUAUAUAUAGUUUAUUCAUUACAAUCUGAGACUAAUAAUGGCAAAACCCAGUAGAGCCCGAGUGUACACGGAUGUCAAUUCCAAAAAGCCAAGAGAAUAUUGGGAUUAUGAAUCCCACACUAUUACUUGGGGAAAACAUGACAAUUAUCAGUUAGUCACUAAACUAGGUGGAGGCAAAUUCAGUGACGUGUUUGAAGCUAUGGAUCUAACAAAUGAUGAAAAAUGUGUUGUUAAAAUUCUCAAGCCAAUAAAGAAAAAUAAGAUAAAACGAGAAAUCAAAGUUUUAAAAAAUCUUCAAGGAGGUAUGAACAUAAUUUAUUUAUUGGCUGCUGUCAAGGAUCCGAUUACACAAACACCGGCGUUAGUUUUUGAAUAUGUAAGUAACACCGACUUCAAACAGCUGUGCCAAAGUCUGACAGACUUCGACAUUAGAUUUUAUCUUUUCGAACUGCUAAAGGCAUUGGACUUUUGUCAUAGCAUGGGUAUCAUGCAUCGUGAUGUCAAGCCACACAAUGUUGUUAUAGACCACAAUAUGAAGAAGUUGAGACUUAUUGAUUGGGGACUUGCCGAGUUCUACCAGCCUGGACAAGAAUACAGUGUUCGUGUGGCCUCCCGUUACUUCAAGGGACCUGAGCUCCUGGUUGAUUAUCAGACUUAUGACUAUUCUCUGGACAUGUGGUCAUUUGGUUGCAUGGUAGCAAGCAUGAUAUUCAGGAGGGAACCAUUCUUCCACGGCCGUGAUAAUAAUGACCAAUUGGUAAGAAUAGCCAAAGUGCUUGGCACAGAUGAUUUGUACAGAUAUUUAAAAAAAUACAACAUGCAUCUAGAACCAAAGAAUAUAGAUCUUUUAGGGUGGCAUUCAAGAAAACAUUGGGAGAAAUUCGUUGACAAAAAUAAUAAAGACUUAGCUUCUCCAGAAGCCUUGGAUUUUCUCAAUAAAUUACUAAAGUAUGACCAUUACAAGCGACUGACAGCUCGUGAAGCAAUGGAGCAUCCUUAUUUUUUUAUCAUCACAAAGAAAGAUACUGUUCUAAAUCCUUCCUCAAGCUCCAUCAUCCGUACGCCACAGGUUAACAAAGCUCCAGGAAUUGUUGGAACAUCCAUACAAGUACCUGUUGUGCCUCAGCCUCCUGUUUCCACUACCACAGCUGAGUCACCAACUUCCACGUAACAUUAUAGUAGUGAUGAUAUUUUGUCAAUAUUCUUCUCAUUCCUUAUACAAAUUCUUAGUUUAAUUUAGAACUAAUUUUAGCCUGGAUAGUCAUGAACAUUGUGAGUAAUAUAUGAUUAUUAUACAAGCAUGGUUUUUCUCAUCUUGUGUGAUAUUACAAAAAGAUAUUUUUAUGGCA
Messenger RNA from Homalodisca vitripennis (glassy-winged sharpshooter), 1751 nucleotides. RefSeq names its product casein kinase II subunit alpha (gene CkIIalpha). Gene Ontology annotation, molecular function: ATP binding; protein serine/threonine kinase activity. The record is from RefSeq and is a predicted model, not a curated record. Gene Ontology annotation, biological process: protein phosphorylation. NCBI's taxonomy places the organism in Eukaryota, Metazoa, Arthropoda, Insecta, Hemiptera, Cicadellidae. The transcript has a single exon. Bases 440 to 1573 code for a protein of 377 amino acids. Gene Ontology annotation, cellular component: cytosol; protein kinase CK2 complex; nucleus.